GUGUGAUUGAUCUGUCUCAAAAUACUGACAAACCACUGUAAUUCAUUUGAAAUCUAAGAGUUCAUGGUCGCGAAAUAUUGAUCUGUUGUUGUCUAACAAGAGUGAAAAGGACUCCUCCUCUUCGCAUGAUCAAAACAAAGUAUUAGACAACAUUUCUCAACAAUAUAGACUGCAUAGCCAAGAUAAUGUAAUUGAAAUGUUUGUCUUUUGUGUGUGUGUGUGUGUGUGUGUGUGUAUUGUUUUGAAAAAUCGCCUGUGUUUUGGUUUAAUAAAUCUUAUCUUUUGAGUUUCCCUGUGCUGAAGAGGGAAUUCCAGUGAGUUUCAUUGAACGUCGUGGAUUCUUUAGCCAAUUGGGUCUCUCACCCCAGAAUUGGAGGCUUAAUUUUACCCAGCCUCUUUGGCAUUUUGAUUGAUGUUCCCGUGGCUCCAUCCGGCAUAUCUAUAAGGGUAAAGGGAGGCAGUAAAAAAGACAAUCGUCUGUAGUUCAGUCUUUCUCACACAUGCAGUCAACGCUAUUAGAUAACGACAACUCUGGACUAAACUGCGUUUUAGUUGCUGUAUGAUAACUGGGGUGACGUGGAGGAUCCUGUAGGCUCGCAGGAGCGCGCGCCUCUCCACACCAUGGAUCAUAUGGGAGCGCAUCUCCACCAUACGCACGCAGACACCAUCAGUUUUGGGAUCGAUCAGAUUCUUAACAAUGCAGACCAGGGGAGCUGCAUGAUCUCCAACCCCAGAAUGCAGGACCUGGACUACGGCUUGGGCUGCAUAGUCAGCACAGCCUACAAUACCAUGACUGGCAACUACAGCGUAAAUAACUCGGCUGGAUACAAUGGAAACUCGUGCAGCGUUGGUUCCCUCAACGGCUCGUACAACAUGAACUUGGGCACGAAUGUUAAUGGGAAUUGCCUUAAUUCUUCGGGAGUGAUCCGGGUUCCAGCGCACCGGCCGCUGAGCAGCGUUCACUCGUCCAUUCCCACCAGCGCUUCCACGGUGCCAAGUAUGGGAAGCAUGGGCACCAUUAACAAUCUCACGGGAUUAACGUUUCCAUGGAUGGAGAGUAACAGGAGAUAUACCAAAGACAGAUUUACAGUGGCCCUCUCACCGUUCACUGUAACACGCCGUAUAGGUCACCCGUAUCAGAACCGAACCCCUCCGAAGAAGAAGAAGCCCCGAACGUCGUUCACGCGCCUCCAGAUCUGUGAGCUUGAGAAACGCUUCCACCGUCAGAAGUAUUUGGCGUCAGCUGAGAGGGCCGCCUUAGCGAAAGCACUUAAAAUGACUGAUGCGCAGGUCAAAACAUGGUUCCAGAACAGAAGAACGAAAUGGAGGCGGCAGACAGCGGAGGAGAGAGAAGCAGAGCGACAACAAGCGAACCGAAUUCUUAUGCAACUUCAACAAGAGGCUUUUCAAAAGACUAUAAACCAACCUGUUACUCCGGACCCAAUCUGCCUUCACAACAGCUCUCUGUUCGCACUUCAGAACCUCCAGCCCUGGACUGAGAACACGGCGAAAAUCAGUAGCGUUCCCAACACUGAUUAAGAUGGGGAGACUUUUAUGGACGUGGGAUGUACAGAGGAAUAUCUCAACAUCAGAUUGUUUUCUUCUUUUUAACGUAAAAUUAAUCUUUCAUUUGUAAUAUGCAACUUGUAAAAACAGUUAAAAUACACUUGCCGCUCUCCGUUGCAGUCGUGCAGAAUAAUCUUUUUUUUUAGGCUAAUUGAUUUUAUCUUUUCGUUUUCAAAAUGCAACGAUCGAAAUGUAAGCAUAAAAGCGUAUAUUUCGUUUGUACCUUAAACAUUCAUUUUAUUUUGUACACUUCCAUUAACCUAACGUUUUGUGGUAACACUUUAAUAACUUUUAGCUAUUAAUAAGUUUAAUAAGUCACAAAAUAUUACAAAUAAAAUUUAGAAACAAAAGUACGAAUCUUCGUAAAAUUAUGGGCUUUUCUCCCAAAAGCAUAGUAAUUUAAGUAGCCUAGGCCUAUUAAAAAUUCGUCACAGAACGAAAAGUGUUCUACACUGCUAAAUAAAUCUUAAGGACACCUGCAGGACAACCGCAAAAUUACAACUAAACUUAAUAGUAGCCUUAUCAAAUUAUCUUGCAAUUAAAGCUACAUUAUCCACUGCAUCCAUUAUUACUGACUAGUAGGAAAACAUAAUGACAGCUAAAUAAAUAAAUUGGCCAUAUUUCUCAUUUGCUCAUUGAUAUAUUAGCACAUCAGACUCUCGCGCAAUGCAUUAGCCUAUACUGUCACCAUUAUGACUGCACAAUACAGGCUACUUUGAGGGAAAAAAAACACUGCUUGAUUGGCGAAUCUAAAGCGAAACGCUACCUCUCUGUUGUAGCAUAAAAUAAGCAUCGUUAUAGGCUAUCCUUGUCAUUGCCAGGAUUAGACACAGAUAAGGCCUCGCUGUAAGAAAUGAAGCCCGUCCCCAAGCGCCCGAGAAGCUUGCACCUCUUAACCCACAAUCGAGUGAAAACGAAAGAGUCGUGCGUGUUCACGGACCUCCUUGCCAUGACAAUGUUUAAACUCACAGACCACCUAAAGGUUUCGCCGCGACUCCCUCUUUGGCACAUUUGGCAUCUUUAAACAUCUAAUUAGGUAGGAAUGAAGGUCUAUAUUAACAUGAGGUGAACAGCACUGACUUUAGCGCGUAAAACGUGUUCUCGUGUUGUAAAAACAACGAACAUUCGUAAAUUCUCUUAAAAAUGUUUCUUUAUUGGCAUGGUUCCAUGAAGAACCUUUAACAUUCAUGGAACAUUAACAUUGCAAAAAGGUUCUUUAUUGUUAAAAAUGUUUUUUAAAAUGUUCUUUACACUAAGAAAAAAUGGUUCUUUUUAAGAAUUUUUAACUCAAAUGUUGUUUGGUGGAAGAUUCUAUGGCAUCACUUUUAAAACCUUUAUUACUUGGAGAAAUGAAAAUAUAAGGCCAUACAAGCUUAAUUAACUAUUUGAAUGAACUGUAUUUAAAUCAACUGUAAUCAGCUAAUGAACAGAUGAACAUAAUGUUAUGAACAAAGUUAUUAUAAAGUGUUACCAAUUUAUUUUUCAGAUAGGCCUAUCCUUUUUCAUAAUCGUAAUGUUAGGCUACGCUUAGGGAUUGCAUUUUUGCACGUUUGUUAAUUGAAACUUUCAACAAAUUCGUCCUGUGGAUUAAACAUAGGCCAAGUCUACAGGAAAAAAUGGGCCUAUGAAUCUACAUAAAAAUCAUUCUUUAUGCUUGUGAUAAAUGAGACUGUCAUUUUUUCACCGUGAAGACGGAAGCGUGAUAUUAGCUAAUUAAAGCACUUGUUAGGCUAUAUGUUGUUGCUACUUUCCAGAAAGAUUAUUUGUUGUCAAAUAUUUACUUCUUUUAACAUUUGUAUUACAUUUAAGUUUUUCGUUUUCUGGAUAGUUUGUCUUUUCAGACUUUUCAGAUGUUCUCGGGAACCCUCAGACGCAGCCAUUUAUUUUGUCCAAAUAUGCUAUUCCAGCUAGGCCUAUUGAUACAAAUGAAAGAGAACGUCGAAAUAUCAGUUUUCUGUAACACCUGUACACCUACAACUCUACAUUUUUUUUUUGUCUGAAUUUUAAUUUUACACAUCCAACAGUUUAUCAAAGCAGAUCAACUUGGUAGCACUGUUAUGCUUAUUAUAUUUGUUUAUAUUGAAAUAUAAACUUAUAAAGAUU
Ctenopharyngodon idella (grass carp) is the source of this 3669-nucleotide messenger RNA. RefSeq names its product T cell leukemia homeobox 1 (gene tlx1). Gene Ontology annotation, molecular function: DNA-binding transcription factor activity, RNA polymerase II-specific; RNA polymerase II cis-regulatory region sequence-specific DNA binding. NCBI's taxonomy places the organism in Eukaryota, Metazoa, Chordata, Actinopteri, Cypriniformes, Xenocyprididae. Bases 622 to 1539 code for a protein of 305 amino acids. Gene Ontology annotation, biological process: animal organ development; regulation of transcription by RNA polymerase II. The record is from RefSeq and is a predicted model, not a curated record. Gene Ontology annotation, cellular component: nucleus. The transcript is spliced from 3 exons.